GCGCCUGCGAUGCCCGCACUUGCCAAUCAUGCAGUGCUUCCCUACCUAGGUACGGUACCUAGGUAGACAGCAGGCAACAACCCGCCACUCUCUACUACUGUAUCUCGGAUCCUUUCUAGGGACCUGCAAUAUCCGUCUACAGAAUAGUCCUGCUUGAUGUUGCACUUGGGACGCCUCAGGGUUGCCAUAAUCGGUUCUGAAGGCUGUCCAAGGUGUCAUUCCGUUCCUCACGUCCGGCAAUAAUUAAUAUGUCGCUGUCCCCUUGUCAAUUCCAUGCCACAGCCGAGGCCGCCGAGCCGUGAUGCAUUGCGCUAUCACAAUUGAACGACCCAAUUGCACGCCUAGAACGCCUAGUCAGCGAUCGAGCGACAAUACCAGAUCCUCACUCAUCCAACCCCUGUUCGUCCGACGACUUUCCAGGUGGAUUCAUGUCGCUGGUGGACUGGGGGCCCAGGGCCCAUAGUCCAGCUGAACAGGGGUCCUUGCAAAUCGACCUAGGUACAAUGGAACCACUGCAGAUGGCCCUUAUGAGAGCUGAAGAUUCAUUUGCCGAUCCGCCAACGAACUUGCCUUGCAGCAUCCCCCAGUCCUCAUUAAAUCCGACCGACGAACGCAAGAUAUGCCCGACCAGGAUAGAGGUACAGCCGCUUGCCACACGGAACACGGUGUGCGUUCAUGCCAACCCCAUACUUGACAACCUUCCCUACCGCAUCAGCGAUGAGUGGACCAUUUGGUGGUACAACGUAGAUACAAGCAGGGAGUUUGAAGCUGAACAGCUCAAUUCACAUCAUAACUACGGAGCAUAGCGUGGCCAAUAAUGGCAGUGGGAUACUACGGACGAUUGUUGCGUCAACUUUCCAGGGCAUCACCGGGCAGCUCUCCAGCUGUAUUCGUGGGGAUUCCCGCGGUUGAAGGGCUGACACCCGUGGUCCAAAAACCCACUUUGUGGCUUGUUUGGCGCGCCACAAAGGGACGAACCUGGCGAACUCGUAACCACGAAACCUGGCUGAGGUGGAACGUGGGUCUUAGCACAGUCUUUCAAUCUAUUCCGUUUGAGGCACCUUUGGCUGCUGAAUCUGAGAUGGACCUCCUCCAAGCUGCCCGUCUGCACGGGACCUGAGAGAAUGUUUCACAUCUUCUUGCAAGUGCUUAUCCACCCGAAGACGGCAUCUCAUUUUAGCCUCUCAUGGCGGCCUCCCGGCAGACGGGACGGCUGACUUGCGGGUGAGGGCGAUCUACAGUACCAUCUGGUGAUUGUGUCGGCUCCAGUUCGAGGGGUUCUCCGGCUUGAGUUCGAAUCCACCACCUGGCUGCAGGUCGACCUCGAUAGUUCUUGCCAAUGGCUGCUGAUUUUGCGGAUCCCUCCGCAUCAAGGCUCGGCCAGUGCAUUGUUGUCUAACGAGGAAUCCAAGUUCCGAUUUCAUGGAGAUCUCUGUCCGCGCAGAGCCGGGACCCGUUGAGUGCGUACUUUAUCUUAGUGAUUGUGGCUUGCUCCAUUUGCUUCUUGUUCAGCGGGAGAAUCUUUACUGAAGUGGACGAACAGGAGGUGAAUUGUAAACGCUCGAGGGUCUAGGUCCUGACCAAGGAAGCUCGGCUGCCACCCGAAAUCCGGACAAGGCAUUGUCUUUGCAUAUCAGUCUACAUACAGCCGUUGGAUUCCUUGUCAUGGUAGCCGCUACUUAAGUCUAAAGCCGUCAACCCUCAGGAACACUUCUCCUGCAUGCUCGGUUUGUCUCCUCUGCGACCUAGGUACAUCAGUUCCUGAAGCCUUGCGUUGUGGUUCCAACAACUUUUGGUCUAUCAGCUGUAAACCCUGGUCCCGCUUCUGGAGACAAGUGCUGCCAGCUGGAUAGUAGUUUCGGAUUUUUCUUUUCCUUCUGCUUUCAACCAUCUGACGGGACACAUUCAUAGAGGGUCUGGCAGAGAUACAUGAACGAUGUCGGUCGCCACGGAAAUCAUUGAGCAAACCCAGAGCAAGACUGUCACUAUUGUUACCAUGUCGGGGUCAGAAAAUGAUUCAGCUGAAGCAAGUAAGGCGGCUAAAAAAAGGGAGUACAACCGAAACGCGCAACGCGUAUUCCGACAAAGGCGCAAGGAGCACUUGAGCAAACUCGAAGCCGCGCAACGUGAGCUGACCAGUGUCCAACUGGAAGAAGUCGAGCGGUUGCGUCGCGAGAACCAGUUGCUUGCCCAGGAAAAUGAGACACUGAAGGCAGCAUAUGGCUCUCAGGCCAGUUCACCGGGACCCUCGGUCAGCCCGGCUGAAGUGCGAGCCUCGCCAACAGGCUACCUACAGUUUGGGACAACCGCAGGUGUGGCCCCGUAUCUAGGUGUCUCCGGAACUUCAACUCCCUAUCUACCCGGUCCUCUACUGGGGCCUCUUCCUCCAUCAGCACCACCAUCACUCACGAGUGCUGGCAGCGACCCUAACAACCUGGUGGUCGUGGUACCUCACAAUCUAAUCGAGAUACGCCGAACACUCCAUCAAUGGUUUGGGCCUCUGCUCGAGAUUGCGGUCACCUACAAUCCACAGAGUCAUCUCACUACUCUCGCGGCGCUAGAGCCAUCACUACCCAGCUCCCUAAAACCCUCGCAACUACAGCUUACGACACCUCAUAACGCAUACAUCGAUAUGAUACCUUCGCCCAGUUUAAGAGAUAGUUUGAUUGCGAUCGGUCCAGCAAAUGCCAACACUUUUCUCACGGAAGCUUGUACCAUCGCCUGUGACAUCGAGGAUACAGGACAAAUGACUGUAUGGGGCGAGGACUGGCUCAAUGAGUUUUCUUGGGAAUUCUCUUCGAGCGUCUUAGAAAGAUGGGGUGGUUGGCUUUUGACAGCCGAAUGGGGACAGAGGGCUAACUUUUGGAGACGUCAACGAGGCGCUCCGUUACUUCCAGGAUAUGAAUCUUGAGACUUUGCCUGCAUAAGGUGUUCUCUCAUGAGACCAUUCCCCCCCC
This is a messenger RNA of Exophiala dermatitidis NIH/UT8656, 2957 nucleotides long. RefSeq lists its product as uncharacterized. The transcript is spliced from 5 exons. Gene Ontology annotation, molecular function: DNA-binding transcription factor activity. Lineage: Eukaryota; Fungi; Ascomycota; Eurotiomycetes; Chaetothyriales; Herpotrichiellaceae. The coding region runs from base 1937 to 2911 and encodes 324 amino acids. The record is from RefSeq and is a predicted model, not a curated record. Gene Ontology annotation, biological process: regulation of DNA-templated transcription.